UAUUACCGUUAGGAGGACACGCACAAAGGAAAAAGACCAGACUAUCCAGACGCGCUUGCAUCAUACAGCCAUUUUGGAAGCUUGGUCCUCAUAAUUCGGAGCUUUUUUUUGUACAAACAUUAAUAUACAUACCUAUAAUAUAGCUUGUCGCGUCGUUAUAAUUAUUUAAUUAAAAUUUUAUUAUUAUUAUAUUAACAACUCGUUAAUCAUCAUCAUCGACUCAUAAAAAACUAAAGAAAAACAACAUUAAAUAUGGAGGACGAUCAGCAGUUCUGCUUGAGGUGGAACAAUCAUCAAAGUACUCUUAUUCAAAAUUUUGACACACUCCUUGAGAGUGGCACAUUGGUUGAUUGCACUCUUGCAGCGGAGGGGAAAUAUCUUAAAGCCCACAAAGUUGUCCUCUCCGCGUGCAGUCCAUACUUUGAGGGUCUUCUUAGUGAACAUUAUGAUAAACAUCCAGUUUUCAUAUUAAAAGAUGUUAAAUUUAAAGAACUCAAAGCUAUGAUGGACUACAUGUACAGAGGUGAAGUUAAUAUAUCACAAGAUCAAUUGGCAGCAUUAUUAAAAGCAGCUGAGUCAUUACAAAUCAAAGGAUUAUCGGAAAGUAAAGGUGGUAAUGGUAGUACAAGUAAUAAACCAGAAACAAGACAACAAAAAACAGCACCAUCAACGACACAAUCAUCAGACAUUCCACAUGGUUCUUCCGGUUUGACAAUAGAAAAAAAUAAUAAAAAUAAUAGGCACAAUUUGGCACAAAGUUCAGUUAGUGAUUUGCCAGAAGAUUCAGCAAGUCCACAACUACCAAAGGGUCUAUCUUCCAGAGAAGGAUCUCAAAGUCCAACUGCUCGAAGAAGAAAACGUUUAAGAAGAAGGAGUAUGAAUGAUGAUAAUUCAAUUGACAAUCAUGAAGCAUCAAAUUCAAGUGAUAUGACACAACAUGUAUCUGGUGCAAAUACAAAUACAGUUGAUGAUAAAUCAGAACCAGUUGAUCCACUUGGUAGAUCUGCAUUGAUGCAACAACUGACCAAACCUACUGAUGACAUGAUGACAAUUGAAAAACCUGAACCUACUGAUACCUUGAUUGAGCCAAAGUCCGAGUACCUGGAUGACCCUGAAGAAAGUGUUGAAGACCUUACCCUUGAUGAUGACAUGAAUGAUCUUAAUGAAAUGGAACAAGAUAACAACAGAGCUGGACCCUCACAUGAUCCCUCUCAACAUCCUGGACUUGCAGCGUGGCAUGUUUCUGGUGACCGAAGCAAUGCCAGUGGUGUUGUCGGUGCUGCUCCAGGUGCAAAUGAUGAAGUAUUUCUAGCAGCACAGGAGGCCGCUCAGGCCCAUCGCGACUCUCAAGGUUUCUUUGCGAGAAUUGGAUGGACUGGUGAAACAAAUCGUCGUCGUAAUUACAAUAAUAUUAACAACAACAUCAACAAUAAUAAUGAAGAUAUUGUACCAGAACCAUUGACACCACAACGACGUGCACGUCUUCAUUGUCCAACACGUCAUAAUAAUCGUAAUAAUAAUCGACAAUUAACAAUAUCAACACAUGAAAAACGUCAUGAUUGUUCACGUUGUGGUAAAUCAUAUAAAAAUGCUUAUAUAUUACGUCGUCAUAUACUUUAUGAAUGUGGUAAAUUACCAUCAUUUAAUUGUUCACAGUGUUCAUUUAGUUCAAAAUAUGAAAGAAAUCUUAAAGCACAUAUUAAUCAUCGUCAUGUUAUGACAAAACAACAACCAAAUUCAACUCUUAAUCAACGAACGUGAAUUUUUUAAUCACGCUCAUUGAUUAAUCAUUUUAUUUGAUUACUAUUAUUUUUAAAAAAUAAUUUUUUUUUUAAAUUUUAUUUGGGAAUUAUUAUAACAAUGUGCCAAUUGAAAAAUUUAAUAUUUUUUUUUUCUUUUUUCUUUUAUUAAUUUUACUUUAUGAUGCCAAAUUAGACAUGAUAUUGAAUCGAUUUUUUUUCUACGAUUCAAUUCAAAUCCAUGACAAUAUUUUUAUUUUUUAUUUAAUUUUAUUUAUCAUUUAAAAUAAUGGCAUUUUUUUUUUUUUAAUUUGUGGUUAAAUUAUUGAUUUAAAAUUAAUCCAAAUAAAUGCCAAAUUAUUUUUAUACAAAUUAUAAAAAAUGAGAUAAUAAAAAAUAAUUUAAAGGUUUUUUUUUUUUCGAUAAUAGGCUGAUGAAUAUUUUUAAAGAAAUACAUCUGAAUAUAGCCAAAGAAAAAAAAUAAAUAACGAGUAAUUUCUUUGAAUAAAAUGAAAAUAAUAAUUUUAUUAUUUAAACAUUUCAAUAAUAAGUUAAAACCUCUUCCAAUAGUUAACUGGCUAGUGCUCUUAUUUUCAAUAAUUCGAGAUAGAAAAAAAAUGAAUAUAAAUAAUUAUAAUUGUUGUUGAAAUAAUAAUGCAAAAAUUCUCAUUGUGAGUCUAGUCAUUGAAAUGCCCAAUUGGUUAAUAGUGCCAACUAGUAAAAAGAAAAAACAUACGUAAUCUUGUCUUAGAAAUAAUUGAAUUUCGAAAUAUGUACUAGCUUCGAUUUAAAAUUCUUCCAAAUAUUUUUAACUGUUUAAAAAGAGUUUCAUCUUGAAAUAAUACUAUAAGCUAUUUACAAAGAAAAAAAAAGAAAAAAAAAUGUUUUUUUCUAGUCAUAGUUUUUCUGUAGUAACAAAUAGUCACUGGUCAAAAUAAAUUAUAUUAUUAGACACUAAUAUAACAUAUAAUCUGUGGCUGUAUAUGUCAGAUAAAAAAAAAAUUAGUCAAAGCUUAAAAUGAACAAAGAAAAAACAUAAUAAUAAUAUUAAUAAUUUAUCCUUCAUCUGUAGUUUUUAAGAAAUAAUAUCUUUCUUCUCAUAUUAUAUAAUCUUGAGAAUCUAUUACUCAAAAUAAUUAUAUUAAUGUUAAUUUUAACUUCUAUUAUUCAAAUAUAAUAAUUAACAUGACUGUUAUAUUUUUAAUUAUAAAAAUUUCAUCGAAUUUUUUCGAAAUCUUUAACUUGCUUUGUGUGAUAUUUUAAAUUGCCAACUUGAUAAACUUUUCUGUGCCAAAAAAACAAAAAAAAAUAACGACAACUUUUACACAAAGACCAUUGCAAAAAUUAUUAUGUCAACUAACGAUUUUUAUUUCGAUGCAAAGUGUCUAACAGUGUCUUCCAAUGAACCAACAAAAAAUUAAUAAAAUAUUUAUGUAAUUUUGCAAUAAUAAUAUUGUGGCAAAUAAAAUCAAAAAAAAUACUGACAAAAAUGAUAAUAAACUCUGCAAGGCAAAGACUGAAUAAAUUUUUUUUUCUAUUGCAAAACAUACAGAUAAAAUUAAACGUAAAAAUUGUUCGUUAAAUUUGUAUGAAAUUAAUUGAUUAUUAUUUUUUUUUCGUCGUGCCAAUAUAGUUGAAAUGUUUGAAAUAGAUUGAAACAUUUAUGCAAUAAUUAAAUGUGUUUUAAACCUAACACAAAAUGCCUAUAUGAAAAUAAAAAAAAAUAAUAAUUCAUUGCCAACAUUGUGAGAAUUAAAAACAUAAAAAAAAAAUAUAUAUAUAUUAAUCACAUAUAUAAAAAAUUGUGCAUAUAUAUUUAUAGAAUAAUCAAUAUAUAAUAGAACAAAAAAAAAUAAUAAAAUUAAAAAAAAAAAAACAAAAAAAUAAUGGUUAUAUAAAAAACAAACAUAAAAAAUUAGACUAUUAAUGAUUGCGAUAAUAAUUAGCAUGUAAAAGUUCAUAAUAUUGAAAAAAAAAAAAGUUAUGUCAGUAAAA
Messenger RNA from Aphidius gifuensis, 3734 nucleotides. RefSeq names its product longitudinals lacking protein, isoforms A/B/D/L. Gene Ontology annotation, biological process: regulation of transcription by RNA polymerase II. The coding region runs from base 253 to 1761 and encodes 502 amino acids. The record is from RefSeq and is a predicted model, not a curated record. Gene Ontology annotation, molecular function: protein binding. The transcript is spliced from 7 exons. Gene Ontology annotation, cellular component: nucleus. NCBI's taxonomy places the organism in Eukaryota, Metazoa, Arthropoda, Insecta, Hymenoptera, Braconidae.